AUGGAUUAUCUAGCUGAUAUGGAUAUUCAACAUGUUUUACGGUGUAUUAUCACGAGAAUUCAUUAUGAUCGUGACGAUCAUCUUCAUUUAUUAUGUUUUCGUAUUCCAACAACAGAUAAUGAUGAUACGAUUAAAAGAUUAGAAAAAAUGAUUGUUGCUGAAAAGCUUCUAUUGAAUUAUAGAAUAAAACGUGUAUUCGAUAAUAUCUCUAUAGAAUGGAAGAGUGAUUAUUUUCAUUGUAGUACUGAUGCUUAUACGUAA
Molecule: messenger RNA, 261 nt
Organism: Rotaria sp. Silwood2
Lineage: Eukaryota; Metazoa; Rotifera; Eurotatoria; Philodinida; Philodinidae
Source: the annotation of a GenBank genome assembly